AUGGAGCCGUCGGCGCCUCCUGCUCCGGCGACCCACUCCGCGCCCGUCCGCGUGCUCUCCCGCACUCCGCCUCCGGCCUCCCCGACCCCCUCCUCCGCGGGCCCCGCACCGUCGCCCGCCUCCCGCGACGGGGUCGUCGCCGUCGGCUUCGUCGGCGGCGCAGGGAGCGCCCGCCUCGCGGACCGGAUCCUCGACGCCCACGUCUUCUCCCCCGGCGGCUCAGCUGGGACCCUCGCCGGGAGCGUCAGGUACCACCGCGACGCCGGCAGGAGGAUGGUGUUCCUGCACCUCACGCCCCCGCCUGCGCCGCUCCAGGCGGCGGUCUGCCACGUAAUUAUAUUUAUGCAAGAAGGCUUCAGAUUUAACACACAAACCUUAAAGAAGUUCCGACUGCUGCAAUCUUCAAAGCAUGCUUUGGCUCCAUUUGUCAAGUCAUUGGUAGCAGCUGCAAUGCCUGCCAAAACUGUUGCCUCUGACACCCCAACAAGAGCAACCCAUAGGGCUUCCUCCAUAUCCCCUCCAGCACGCCGUGGAGGUCACGCUGGUCGUCAGUCCUCGGCCAUCUCACUUAUGUCCGGAACCAGUUCAAAUCCUUCUGUAUUGCCAGGCCAAUGCAUUCCUGCAUUGCUCUUUGUCUUUGAGGAUGAUGCGGUUGAUGUUUCAAGUGCUGCAGCAAGUUCCGAUGAUAUGGGUGAUGCAUCUUCAUCAAAUCAGGGUUCUACCUCUGAUGGAUUAUCAAAACAAAGCUUAGCUUCAAAGAGUUCUGGUUCAGUGGUUAUGCUUGCCCGAGCAGCAAACAAAUCUGAGGGUAAUUCAGGCAAAAAACUGCAUUCGUCCCUGGAGGGACAGAUCCGUGUCUUGCUCAAGAAGUGCAGGGUACUUGCAGGCAUGGAGCCCGGGCAUAUUGGCCCGAGGGUGGUUGUUGCACUGUUGGAACGGUACAUUAAUAAGAAACGGGAGCCACUGGACAUCAUUGCAGGAUUAUUUGAAGAUUCUUUGUGCUCCAAAUCGCCAUUGGAUAUUCUUUCACUGGAAAACAACUACAACCCAGCAAACAAUGAUGACUUUCAGUUGAUCAAGGAUUUUAUAUUUCGGCAGUCUGAUGCGCUGAGAGGGAGAGGGGGAUAUUCAAGCAAUGCAAGUGCUGGGUCUGUUUCUGGUGUUGGCAUGGUGGCUGCUGCUGCUGCUGCAGCAGCAGCAUCAGCUGCAUCUGGGAAACCAGUUAAUGCACCUGAUCUCCCUACUUUUGAUAAAUGGUUUUCCAUAAGUACCUCUAUUCUAACUGCACUGUUGAGUGGAAGAAAUGUGCUGAGUGGUCAGUCUGAAAGCAAGACUCAUACAAGUCCUAUUGAGAAGAAUGACCAACUUCCUGCUGCAGGAUCUAAUGCUAUUGAGAUCGCAUUAUAUCGUGCUUGGAAACUACAGAAGGCAUUGCGGUCCUUUGGCUCGAUGGUUAAAGGACCAGCAGUCAGGGUAUUCUCAAAGAAGCUAGAAGAUGAGUGCCGGGCAAUAUGGGAAUCUGGAAGGCAGCAAUGUGACGCUGUUAGCCUAACUGGCAGACCAUGUAAGCACCGCAGGCAUGGAGAUUUCUCUUCAUCAGAUGCAAUGAAGCAACAUUCUAGUGGAUAUGUAUUCCUCCAUGCAUGUGCCUGUGGCCGGUCACGUCGCCUUAGAGAUGAUCCUUUUGACUUUGAGACAGCCAAUGUGUCUUUUAGUUGUUUCCAAAAUUGCGAUGAUCUACUACCUACCCUUGCGCUUCCAAGAGGCAGCGAUGCUGGUUCAUUUUCAGUAUCUUCUUGGCGCUUGGUGCGUCUAGGAGGAGCAAGAUAUUACAAGCCAACAAAGGGCUCCUCCAAAGUGGAUUUAGCUCCAAGGAGAGGGCAAGUGAGAAAUGGCAUUCGUUCUAAUACUGUUACUUCAUCCACAAGAUCUGGUAUGAACCCUCAGACUCCCCCAAUGGUCACUGGUGAAGUAAAAUCUGCUGUAACCCAAGUCACAGCACAAAUUAAAUCUGCAAAGCUCGAAAGUUCUGGAAAACAACCUGAAAUGGAACCAAUGAGCAACUCAGGUAUUAAUUUUGGUAAAGGUCUGCCAAAUUUUAUUAUGAAAAAACCCUUUGCUGAAGUUGUUGCUGGCACCACAUCAAAAGAUUCCGAGUUUCCUGCUCUUCAGCAGAUGAGGCCACCGAAACCUGGUGGUCGAAAAGACGAGCGCCAAAUGAAUAUAGGAGACCAGGCUAAUGGCCGAGGUCAUGCUGCUGUCAGCCAAGGGCCUGUAGCUGAAACUGAAUCUGCGAAAGCAAGCAGAAACAAGAGUAGUGAAAAUUCUGAUGGGAAACCCUUUUUACAGAUAGGGAGCAAUAUAGUACCAGUGAUGGUUGGAGAUGAGACUAGAGAAACUAGUCAGCCGGUGCAACAGUUUGUUGUGUAUGUUGGAUUUGAGCAUGAGUGUCCCUAUGGUCAUCGCUUCUUACUGUCAGAGAAACAUAUGAAGGAGAUUGAUCCUUCCUGUUUGCAGUAUCAAAGACCUCAUUUAAACAAAGAAGCAGAAGGCAAGCAUGCACAAAAGUUGCUCCAGAAUGCAUCUGGUUUAAUUGCAUCUGCAGUGGACAUAAACAGUACACGGAAAAACAGUAAGCCAUUGCAAUCAUCAGGGAGAAACAGCCAGCAGCAAUCACUGCAGCUGAGGGUUGAUGCAGAGACUUCACAACCUUCUCCUUGGCUUUCAGAUCCACAGAAUGGCAAAAGGGGGGAGCAUUAUUUUCCAAGCAUUACAAUUGAUGAUGGCGGAGAAGCAUUUUCACUGAUGAACAGAAACUUGCCAAUAUAUAUGCACUGUCCACAUUGCAAGAUCUCAGAAAGGAAGGAACAUCAAGAUGUAAAGUUUGCUGGUGCCGUGUCGCAACUUCAACGGAUUUUCAUUGUGACACCUGAUUUCCCUGUCCUGUUGGCAAGCUGCCCACUUGUACAGUUUGAGGGGUCAUGUUUGCCAUCAAAUGUCUCUGAUCAUGAUCGAGAAGGAUCAUUCAGUAUUGGGUGCCGAGUUAUCCUCCCACCUGAGAGCUUUCUUACAAUGAGGCUUCCUUUUGUCUAUGGCGUUGAGACAAAAGAGGGAAGUACAUUUCCUCUCAAAAACUUUGAGCAACAACCAGAACUCACAGCAUGGCUUGUUGGAGGCACAGCCUUGCAAAUCGUAUCGGUAGGGGACGUCACUGAGAAAGAAACCAUUAUGAAGUGA
Molecule: messenger RNA, 3237 nt
Organism: Miscanthus lutarioriparius
Lineage: Eukaryota; Viridiplantae; Streptophyta; Magnoliopsida; Poales; Poaceae
Source: the annotation of a GenBank genome assembly